CAUUCAAGCAAAAGGCGGGGCAAUUGCUUUUCCAGAGCAGAAAGGAAACUCAUGCAUCAGAAAAGGUGAUUAAUAAACACAUUGAAAGAGUAUGGCUGCACAGAUACCAGAAUCCGACCAGAUAAAACAGUUUAAGGAGUUCCUGGGAACCUACAAUAAACUUACAGAGACCUGCUUUUUGGACUGUGUUAAAGACUUCACAACAAGAGAGGUGAAGCCUGAAGAGGUUACCUGUUCAGAACAUUGCUUACAGAAAUAUUUAAAAAUGACACAGAGAAUAUCCAUGAGAUUUCAGGAAUAUCAUAUCCAGCAGAAUGAAGCCCUGGCGGCCAAGGCAGGACUCCUGGGCCAGCCACGGUAGAAGCGCGGAGACACAGACUUGCCCUGGGAU
This is a messenger RNA of Peromyscus leucopus (white-footed mouse), 391 nucleotides long. RefSeq names its product mitochondrial import inner membrane translocase subunit Tim9. The transcript has 2 exons. Bases 92 to 361 code for a protein of 89 amino acids. Lineage: Eukaryota; Metazoa; Chordata; Mammalia; Rodentia; Cricetidae. The record is from RefSeq and is a predicted model, not a curated record.